GGGCCAGAGGAGGGGAAGGGACUGCAGUGCUGAAACGCUUUGGGGAGUCAGGACCCUAAGUAACAGGACCUGGCAUUGGUGGAAAGUCUAGACUGGCAGAGGCUGCCAACCGCUCAGUGAGCACAUUCAUUUAUCUGGGAAGAGAGAAGAGAGAGGAGAGGGAGAGAGUUCACCGCGAAGUGGAUGGAAGGGGAGCCGGGUUUCCGCGGCACAGAGAGUCGCGAGCCGGGACUAUGGCACUGAGACCGGCGCAGAGCAGCUGCGCGCCCGAGGACGCGUCUCCUCCAGGAGGACCAGCGGGCGCCGGGAACGGCUGCGCACAGAGGAACCAACUUGUGGCUCCAGACCGUCCCCAACGCAGCUGGAAAUGAGAUCAAAGCUGCAGUUUCAUUCCAGAAGGAUGAGAGGAGCCAGUGAUUAGAGAUUUUUUUUUUUAACCCUCUUCAUUCCUGUUUCGUUACCCCCCCCCCUUUUUUUUCUUUAAAUAUAUUUUUAAAUAAUUUUUUUUCCUUUUCAAAAUUACCUAACACCACGUCAGCCCCUUCACUUUGUUUUCCCUGCUUGAAAUAAAAGCCUAGCCUGAACUUCCACAACCCUGGGGACUCGAGAUCUACGGCCGGAUGAUGGAGAAGGGGACACCAGUGCUGGCCGGGGCUGCUGGCGAGGGACCGCAUCAAGCGUCUCUCCGGUGAUCCCUGCCCUGAUCGCCGAGUUCAGCUAUACCUGGAGGACCUGUACCCAGUGCUGGGGGUGGGGGAGGGGACACAGUGAAAGCCACCCUGAGCCUUAAAAAAAAAAAAAAAAAAAAAAAAAAAAAAGUAGCUGACCGGGGGCGGAACGGGUUUGUUCUUGACAGCUGACGGAGCCUUGAAAUUUUCCUCCUCUACCUCCGCCCCCUCCCCCGCCCCUGCCCCCCGCACUCCAUUUAACGUGAGAUUAUGAAAUCGCAGAGGCGGUGGAGGGAAGGCGACGGGAUCUAACAGGGAGUUUGGAGGGGCGAGGGGGAAGGUGGCUGGGUGGCUGAAAUCAAAAAUCCAAUUGCGCACUGGGUUGUGAUGAGAAAUCUAAUCAGAUCUUUGACGAAGGGGCCGGCCGGAAGGGUAGCCGGUGGGGGCAGUUGAUCCCUAAAUUCUCCGAAGGGAAAGCUGGGGAAAGGAAUCGAGGAUGUAAAGACAAGACUUUUUUGUUCUUUUUUUCUUUCUUUCUUUUCUUUUCUUUCUUUUUUCCUUUUCUUUUUCUUUUUUUCUUUUUUUAACCCCCGGAGGAGGUGGCUGUUGGGUGCCUUGCUAAAAUGAAGGAUACGGGACGCAGCUCUCUCUUGGAGCAGAACGCAGAGGAUAAGCUGAUGGUGCCAGAGAGAAGAAAGAAUGAAGCUUUUUCUUGUGAGACCUGGAUCGUAACAUAAAUGUGUAUAUGGCCACACGGGGAGCAUUGGGGGGAAAAAUGAAAUAAGCUGAUGUCAGACCUGCGGGGUUUGGUGUGUUCUGACAUAAAUAACCAUAAAAUAGCUGUCCCCCUCCCCCAAGGAUGUUUGGAAAUGAAGAACUGAGGAUCCACAAAGAAAAAGUGUGCUCAUUUUUCUCUAUAAAAGAGAAAGUACGCCAAGGAGAUAUUUUUGGAAUGAAAAGUUUGGGGCUUUUUUUAGAAAAGUAAAGACCCGAUAUAUAUAUUUUUUUUCUUUUGAAAUUUCCCACAAGAGGAGAGGAAAUUAAUAAUACAUCUGCAAAGAAAUCCCACUGAAGAAAAGUUGACCGUGGAAGAACGAAGCAUUGAUUGGGAAAGAAAUCAGCAGAGGACCCUUGGAUCAGUGCCCGUGUUGACUAAAAUUGAAGGAUAAUUGCAGUUGGAUUUUUUUUUUCUUCACCAACCUCCUUUUUUGUGUGUGUGUUUUCUUUCUCGUUUUCUUUUGGUGUCAAGACCAUGCAUUCUUUCUUGUUCUUAACCACCUGGAUUUCCCUCGGGAUGUAGCUGUGCUGAAAUACAAAUGUGAUGUCUUUGUGUUGCCUGUCUUACUGGCCUGCUCUGCUGGUGUGUUCACAGAAAAUGACUACUCACUUUGGAGGUUGGCAAACAAGUUGCCUAUUUACUUCAUAGAGACCCCAAUGGAGAACAAGACUGUUUGACCUCCAGAAGGACCAACACCAGAUAAAUUAUGAAUGUUGAACAAGAUGACCUUACAUCCACAGCAGAUAAUGAUAGGUCCUAGGUUUAACAGGGCCCUAUUUGACCCCCUGCUUGUGGUGCUGUUGGCUCUUCAACUUCUUGUGGUGGCUGGUCUGGUUCGGGCUCAAACCUGCCCUUCGGUGUGCUCUUGUAGCAACCAGUUCAGCAAAGUGAUUUGUGUUCGGAAAAACCUUCGUGAAGUUCCUGAUGGCAUCUCCACCAACACAAGGCUGCUGAACCUCCAUGAGAACCAAAUCCAGAUCAUUAAAGUGAACAGCUUCAAGCAUUUGAGGCACUUGGAAAUCCUCCAGCUGAGCAGGAACCAUAUUCGAACCAUUGAAAUCGGGGCCUUCAAUGGUCUGGCCAACCUCAACACCCUGGAACUCUUUGACAAUCGUCUUACUACCAUACCGAAUGGAGCUUUUGUAUAUUUGUCUAAACUGAAGGAGCUCUGGUUGAGGAACAACCCUAUUGAAAGCAUCCCUUCCUAUGCUUUUAAUAGAAUCCCUUCUUUGCGCCGCCUGGACUUAGGGGAAUUGAAAAGGCUUUCAUACAUCUCAGAAGGUGCCUUUGAAGGUCUGUCCAACUUGAGGUAUUUGAACCUUGCCAUGUGCAACCUCCGGGAAAUCCCUAACCUCACACCGCUCAUCAAACUAGACGAGCUAGAUCUUUCUGGGAACCAUUUAUCUGCAAUCAGGCCUGGCUCUUUUCAGGGGUUGAUGCACCUUCAAAAACUGUGGAUGAUACAGUCUCAGAUUCAAGUGAUUGAACGGAAUGCCUUUGAUAACCUUCAGUCACUAGUGGAGAUAAACUUGGCACACAACAAUCUAACAUUAUUGCCUCAUGACCUCUUCACACCCUUGCAUCAUCUAGAGAGGAUACACCUCCAUCACAACCCGUGGAACUGUAACUGUGACAUCCUGUGGCUCAGCUGGUGGAUAAGAGACAUGGCCCCCUCCAACACAGCUUGUUGUGCCAGGUGUAACACUCCCCCCAACCUGAAAGGGAGGUACAUCGGAGAACUGGAUCAGAAUUAUUUUACAUGCUAUGCUCCCGUAAUUGUGGAGCCCCCUGCAGACCUCAAUGUCACUGAAGGCAUGGCAGCUGAGCUGAAAUGUCGGGCAUCUACUUCCCUGACUUCUGUCUCUUGGAUUACUCCAAAUGGAACAGUCAUGACCCACGGGGCAUACAAAGUGCGGAUAGCUGUGCUCAGCGACGGUACUUUAAAUUUCACAAAUGUAACUGUACAAGACACAGGCAUGUACACAUGUAUGGUGAGUAAUUCUGUUGGCAACACCACUGCUUCUGCCACCUUGAAUGUUACUGCGGCAACCACUACUCCGUUCUCUUACUUUUCAACUGUAACAGUAGAGACUAUGGAACCUUCUCAGGAUGAGGCACGGACCACAGAUAACAAUGUGGGCCCCACUCCAGUGAUCGAUUGGGAGACCACCAAUGUAACCACAUCUCUUACGCCACAGAGCACAAGGUCGACAGAAAAAACAUUCACCAUCCCAGUAACUGACAUCAACAGCGGAAUCCCAGGAAUUGAUGAGGUCAUGAAAACAACCAAAAUCAUUAUUGGGUGUUUUGUGGCCAUCACACUCAUGGCUGCCGUGAUGCUGGUCAUUUUCUACAAGAUGAGGAAACAGCACCAUCGGCAAAACCACCAUGCUCCAACAAGGACUGUUGAAAUCAUUAACGUGGAUGAUGAGAUCACUGGGGACACGCCCAUGGAAAGCCACCUGCCCAUGCCUGCGAUUGAGCAUGAGCACCUAAACCACUAUAACUCUUACAAAUCUCCCUUCAACCACACAACAACAGUAAACACAAUAAAUUCAAUACACAGUUCAGUGCAUGAACCGUUAUUGAUCCGAAUGAACUCUAAAGACAAUGUACAAGAGACUCAGAUAUAAAACAUUUACAGUUACAGAAAACAAACAAUCAAAAAGACAGUUUAUUAAAAAAAAAAUGACACAAAUGACUGGGCUAAAUCUACUGUUUCAAAAAGUGUCUUUACAAAAAAAAACAAAAAGAAAAGAAAUUUAUUUAUUAAAAAUUCUAUUGUGAUCUAAAGCAGACAAAAUUAUGUGUAUUCCUCAGAACCUGUUUUUGCUGCACUUACUAUUUUCCCACACCUCCUCCCUCCCCUCCCCAAUUGCCAUAUUUUUCAUAGAUCUCAACUCCCCAAAGAACUGGUCUAGGAAAUUUUGUAAGAAUUCUGUUACACUUUGAGAUUUUUAUGGUGAAUUCUAGUGGUGAGAUCCAGUCUAUUUUGUCUCUCUCUCUCUCUCUUUUUCAUUUUUUUUUCUUUUUCCUUCAUGCCCUUAUGAAAUAGUCCAAUGGGGAAUGCAAUACUAGAAAUAGAUUUUUAAGAAAGAAUGAGGUAAAAAUGCAAGAUCUUAUAUUUUUCAUGUAAUGACCUGUUCUGUAUUUAUGAGGAGGACAUUCUGUGGAGAAAGAAAAAAAGUAAGCAAACAACAGAUUAAUUUACAUAUGAGCAUCUAUAAAACCCCAUGACUUUUAAAAAGCAAACUCUAGAACCAGAAUUUGUAGUUCAAAAGCUUAAAAUAAGAUUAUAAAUAAAAUAUUGUUGGUUUUUCUGUACCUGGACAUAACUCAUUUGUAAUCUGGUUCAAAUGUGAGAAACGUGAAGGUAAUUAGAUUCCUUGUUUUCUAAGAAAGAUAACACUAAUCUUUUAAUCACAGCAUCAUUUUCUACAGGUCUGUGCUCUUUUAUUUGACUUCAGUUACACAUCAGCAUUCAAAGAUGCUAAGAUAUUCUUGUCUUCUCAAUAGGACUGCCCCUUGUAAAGCUUUCAGAUGAAAAGUUAACAAUUUACAAACCAAAUGUAAUUCAAGGAGGGAGAAAAUACCAGUAUGAUAUAUUUGAUCCCUUCUAAAGAAAACUCCACAGACCAGAUGAAAUAGUGCUACAAAAAAGGAGUCAUUCUUGAUUGCUCACAGUUGAAAAAGAAUUUUGAGUUCUGAGUGUUAGCAAAUUUGGUUCAGUUCACUGAAAAUUAUCACAGAGCUAAAAUGAGCUAAAUGGUCACUUGGCUGAUGUGGAUCCACAAAUAGCAAGGACUAGUUCCUGCCCUUGCAUCGUUUCCAGGGAUUAUGCUCACUGUAUUCCUAAGAACUAGCACUAAGUUUUUGGCUUUUGGGUAAAUGGUAGUGUCCUGGGAGCUCUAAAAAUUGCAAAAUAUAAAAUUAUUAAAGAAGCUUCCUAAAUCAUUGUUUCUCACAUAAAGUGGAGACACUUUUCUCCUUCAGAAUACAGACUCCCACUUAAGGUGGGCAUACCGUUCUCCUUUAGAAUACAGACUCCCAGGAGUGUAAGAAGUCAUCCCAAUGGAGCAUCAUAUGAACAGGAAACAAGGCUGAUGAAAUCAAUGAUAAUUUACCAAAGCUUUCUUUAAAGGAGCUGUGGAAAUUUUAGCUAAGAGGACAGAAAAUAACUUCCAAAAAGAAAGAAAAAGCACUGGUGUGAGUGUUUGCAUUCUCUCAAUAUUUUAAUAUAGUAUGGGUAUGACCUUUAUCUUUAUGUCUGUGGAACAAUAUAUGGACACACACACACACACACACACACACUCACUCACACACACAUGGCUUUCUCACUGGCUGUGAAAUUUGUAUUCUCCAUCAAACUGAGAAGGCAACCAACGAGUGACUGAACUGAGGAAAUGGAUGAGAACUUCCAUUACUUCUAGAGUCUAGACCUCAUGCCAGUUUUUGUGGUCUCCAGGUGUGAAAAGCCAAUUAUUUCUAGCAGUAUAUGUUAGUAAAAUGGAAGGAAGAGUUAACAAAUGGAUGCAAGGACAGAAAAGUUCUUCGGUUACACACCCUUCAGGUUUUUUUUCUUCUAUAUCCCCUUCUUCCCUUUUUCAAAAACUUAAUUUACAUUUGCAGUUGUGGUUCAGUAGACAGGGGCAAAGGAAAAGCAUGUAUUUACUGUCAUUUAUUGUGUAUUGAGUACAUUUAAUGCUUCAUAUACAUGGCAUAGCAGUGGGAGCAUAUACAUCCAAACAGACAUACACUCAUACACAUACACAUUUUGAAUAUAAAACUAGUUCUAGUCCAAAGAAGGGGACACUAAUGAGUGAAAAAGUGGUCUUGUCUUCUUUACUUAACGCUAUUCUUGGUUUGUGUUUACAAACUUCAGCCUCUUGACUCUUUCAUAUUAAGCUUAGUAUUAUUAUAAGGUUAGACCUAAAAUGGUCCUAAUCAUUGUCUACUUGGCAUGGCUAAACAGUUAGACAAAUUGUACUAAAUACAACAAAAUAAAACAAACUACAAACAGACAAACCAAAAUCAUCGAGGACAAAAUACAAACUAUGAGAUACAUGCAACCGGAAUAUUAUAGUAGCUCAAAAAACACAUUUCAGAAAUAAAAAACAUUUAUGCAAGGUAUAAAUUAAUCAAAUUGAGUUAUAUAUCAAAAUCAAAUGUUGCACAAACAGUUCUUACUGCAGCUAUAAGGAUUAAGAGUGGAGUGCUAUAAAGUAUAGAUAUAUUUUAAAGGAAGCUGAAGUUGAGUCAAAAUCUCUUCUGUUUAAUGUUUCAUACAUUUUUCUCAUAGGUUUACUAAAGACUUAGUGUACUAGAGAAAUAUCCUGAUUUUCUUGAUGAGACAAAUCCUACAUGAUCACUUACAUAUACUUGCAUCCAAACAAGUUCCCUGUAUAUCCAUCUUUCCAUCCUACAUAAAGGCAACUAAAUGAAUGGGUGACUCAGAACAACAACAAAAAAGAAAACCACCAAAAGUAUA
Messenger RNA from Mus pahari (shrew mouse), 6934 nucleotides. It is a transcript of the gene Lrrc4c, whose product is annotated as leucine rich repeat containing 4C. The coding region runs from base 2157 to 4079 and encodes 640 amino acids. Gene Ontology annotation, cellular component: postsynaptic density membrane; glutamatergic synapse; plasma membrane. The record is from RefSeq and is a predicted model, not a curated record. Gene Ontology annotation, biological process: modulation of chemical synaptic transmission; synaptic membrane adhesion; regulation of axonogenesis. Gene Ontology annotation, molecular function: cell-cell adhesion mediator activity. The transcript is spliced from 4 exons. NCBI's taxonomy places the organism in Eukaryota, Metazoa, Chordata, Mammalia, Rodentia, Muridae.